Trichosporon asahii var. asahii CBS 2479 is the source of this 1548-nucleotide messenger RNA. RefSeq lists its product as uncharacterized. The transcript has 4 exons. The record is from RefSeq and is a predicted model, not a curated record. The coding region runs from base 1 to 1548 and encodes 515 amino acids. Lineage: Eukaryota; Fungi; Basidiomycota; Tremellomycetes; Trichosporonales; Trichosporonaceae.
AUGUACGAAGGCGAGUCUGAGGUCGACUCUUCACGAUACGCCUCGGACGACUCGAUGCCUUCCGCGCCGGAGGCUGGGCCAUCGAGAUCGAGGAUGCACCGCACUUCUGAGGACCCUUUUGCGAGAAAGACGAGGACGAAGCGGCGCAACCUGCAAGAGAUUAUGAACACCAAUCCAGGUAGCAUUUUUCCCUGGGACGAGAUUCUGUUCUAUGUGCCCGAGUGGCUUCCGCCUGUUAUCAGGCAACACAUCUUGCGGCGGAUUGGGACGACUCCACAUGUGCAGUGGGCGCAUGCGAUCAUCUCCUACCGCGGGGAGUCCUCGGCCCAGCGGAGAGAACUGCAGCGCUUGCCCAACGUUCGCGCCAAGGAGACGUUCAUCCUGUACCCCGACUGGCUGGCACGCGUGUUCUUCUCCGGCCUCAUUGUCGAUCCGCCGCGGUACUUAGUGUGGAAGGACCAGAACCCCCUCAUCGCAAUGAGCGACCUCGGGAGUGCGAACGACAACCUCAAAACCAUGGUUGCGCUCGAGGUGCUUUGUGUUGCCGACGACAACCCUCUGCUGGACAUGGAUGAGGCGGACAUACCAUCUCAGCUGGAUCAUGUGCGCUUCAUGCCCGUAUGGAAAUUCCAUCAGUUACGCGGCUGGGCACGGAAGUCGUUCUUCGAGCGCCAGGCUGAGAUUGCGGAGGAAGAAGAGGAGGACAGGAUCGAGGAAGAGAUGCGCCGCGCCGCGCGGCAGGGAAAGCGCGUCGUCGCGCGUCCUGCGAAGCAUUCGAAGAAGCUGAAGUCGUCGCACAACGCGGCCCCGAAGGCAGCGCCAUCCUCGGCUGCUCAGACGGAGGCUUCGGCUGAGCCUACGCCCGCGGCUCCGAAGCCGACGCGACCCGGCUCGAUCGGAUAUAACAACGAGACAUGGCAGACGCGCCUGAGCGAGAAGGAGCGUCGUCUGCUCGGUAUCUGGCUUGCCUGGCACUGUCCCGACGGCAAGGGACGGACGUCGAUCCACCUCUUCAAGGCGAUGACGAAGCACAACUUCCACGAUCCGGAAUGGACGGAGCUCGCCCGUGGACGCUCCGCUGGCGCGUGGCGUGACUGGUACAGGAAGUUCUACAAGCUCCCCUUCCCCGAUGGACGAAGCUUCGGCGACCGUAUCGAGGAGUGGGUCGAGGAAGUCGACGGGUGGGAGAGCGUCGAUAGCGCACUCGGCGACUAUAAGGAAGCAGGGAACAGCCAGGACGGAGCUGCACCUAGGAAGCGCAGGGCUACCACGCCUGAGCGUCCCGAGCGAGUCGCACCAAGGAAGCGCAGAACUGCUACUACUGAACGCUCCGAGCCGCCCGCGUCUCGGAAGAGGAAGGCUGCUUCCGUCGAAGACCAGGACUAUGCUCCCAAAAGCAAAGUCAAGACGCCGUCGCGGAGGAUGAGCACGCGCCGGACGGCGACACCGGCGGCAGGGACAUUGGCAACGCCGGGCACGCCUAACAGGCAUCGUCAGCUUGUCGUUGAGAUCCCCCUGAGGCGGUCAAUGUCGAGGCGCCCAGCCUGA